This is a messenger RNA of Pieris rapae (cabbage white), 2745 nucleotides long. RefSeq lists its product as uncharacterized. The transcript has 7 exons. The record is from RefSeq and is a predicted model, not a curated record. The coding region runs from base 343 to 1152 and encodes 269 amino acids. NCBI's taxonomy places the organism in Eukaryota, Metazoa, Arthropoda, Insecta, Lepidoptera, Pieridae.
CAACGCUGGCAGUACAUACCAGCGCCGUGCGCGGUUACGAACGUGUGCAGUGUUCACGCGGUAAAUUGUCGAACUAAAAGUUUUUGAUCGAAUUUAAAAUUCGAAUACGACAAGUGUUGUGUCAGUGAUUAUUGUGCAAGUACUAUCUGUAUUUAAAAUUUAAAUCAGUGAUACGUAACGUAAAGAUCUACAAAGUCACAGAAGAUAAUAAAUAUCAGUAACCUACAAACUACUAAAAUCAAGAUUGGAUCAUGACAGAUUAGGAGUGACCACAGACGCAAAAUUAAAAAUGUUGCGGUUGCCGCGCAUUUGAAAAUGACAGGUCACUGACACAGAUUCAAAAUGGCGCACAAACUAAAGAAUAAUCACUACGUGGCUACCCACCGGUCUGGCGUUGAUUCUCCUUCGUCGGGUGGAUUUCCGCACAGAGCAUCGUCACGGGAUGAGAAUGACAGCCACCGGGCGCCUUCGGAGAGGACUUUAUCGGAAUAUACGGUAAUGGACGAACGCACGCGCUCGCCGUCUGAGCGUAAUGGUAGGAGACAUACCAAUGGAUCACCAAGAGCUGACUCUGCUUCAGAAGUUUACGUCACCAGUGCCGCUUACAGGCCACCUUCGGAGAUCAGUCGACAAUCUCGUGCGCCAAGGAGUGUAUAUUCAUAUCGAAGUGGUGUGGCGCCAUCUGUCGCGUCGACACAUCGCUCCAAAGUCUCCCGAAAAGCUGGGGUAAAAGUGGACGCUAUGGCCGCCCCAAACCCAUUUUGUCCCAACGUAAAGGGUAUGUGCUGUCUGAUGCUGCUUCUGAACCUGGGAUUGAUACUUGUCACACUGGGUUUCGUUAUUGUACUGCAGUUCUUUGAACCAUUGUUUGUUUGGAUCCUGGGUAUAAUCUUCCUUAUAUUUGGAUUCAUCACACUUGUGGGCAGUCUGAUAUAUUGCGUGGUGCUCUGCCGGGAGAACCCUUACCCGCAGUACCCUGACGACUUCUAUUGGACCCACCACUGGUCCAAGACCAUAGGGCCUUCGGAGAUUCACUACAGUGCGAGCGAGAAACCGUACAGACACGAUAGACAUAAUAAGUAUAACAGUAAAUACUCGGAUAGGGAAAGUGCUAAAUUUUCAGAUAGAGAGAGUAAGCUAAGUAGGUAUUAAGACAACUUUUUUGGGAGUACCCUCUUAUUCAUAAAAACUUGUCUACACUAUUUUAACAAUAUUCAGAGAGCCAAUGCUAUAUAUGGCUAAUAUAUACAAUGACAAGUUUAAUGCCUUUCUAUAGACUAAGACUUAUUUCUUAAAGUUUAAAUAAAUUUAGUACACCCAGAACGCUGUAUGCUACAAAACAUUUUUAUUAAUUAAACAAUACCCAACAUAUUUAAAAUGUCAUUUGAUUUUACGCUUGUGUGUAAGCUUUGUACUCUUUCUCUCUUAUUGUGAGAUGAUACCGUUGUCCUGUUUUGGCGUAUGAAUACGACAAUUUAAAGCAGAUUCACUUAAGUAAAAUUAAAAUAGUAUUAGAAUAAGUAUGAAUAAGGGGGUGAGACGAAAAUAGAACCCAGUCUUUUUCAAUUCGCCUUUCUGGCAUUAGAAACGUCAUUAAAAGCCCCGGUUCAAUGUUGACUUAGACCCCAAACCCACGCUGUUGCUGACCUGUGACGCUAUUGGGGUUUAGUGGAUUACAGAGUACCGGAGAUAAGUGUAUGAAAUUAGUUAAUGUGUGUACGAAGUUAUUUUUAAAAUACUUUUAAUAUCCUGCGAGAAUAAGUCAUAUAAAAAUAACGCCAAUUAUUCUAUUACAAUCUAUGCGCAAAUCGACAAGAUUGAAUGUAGGAAAGUCCAUAAUUUUAGUAGGAAGUAAAAUCUAGCUAUUGGUUCGUCAUGUUAAAUGCAGGGAUAUUUUGUAAGAUUUUAUGGAUUUACGCUGUUUUUUACAUUCUCAACUCGAGACUUCCAUAUUAUAAAUUUGAUACAUACAAUUUUUUAAAAUAUAUUUUCAUAAUGAAUAUUUUAUUUUGGAAUGUAAAAAAGCUUUACUGACUUAUGUACUAACGUAGUUAUAAGAUCGAACUUGCAAGAAUUUACUUUGCUAGAUAAUACUUUAGAUAGACGUGACCUAUUAAUUUUAUAUAACAAGGACACACCAAACUGUUUAUGAGGAUUUAAAAUAAAAAUCAAAUAAUCUAGCAUAUAGUUAAAUUGAAGGAAUGAUUUUGUCUUUGGUAUGUAUGGUAUUAAUACAGCAAUCGUCUUUAGUCUUCUAAAACCAGAUGUUUGACAAACGGAAAUCAUAGUUCGCGCCAAGUCUCAUAUCUGAAUCUAAGUCAUGUAAUAAAAGAUAUUAUUAUUUUUAAUAAGAUUAUUGUAUUUUUGUUUUGAAUUCUCGUGAAGCGUCUUAAAUACUGGACUUAGUACUUUGAUGUUUGCAUUCAUACGAAAUUGCUAGUACUGAACUAAUGAUUUAAGGAAAUUAUAAUUUUAUAAAAAUCAACUGUAGUUCCUCAAAUAAAACAAUUUAAAUACAGCCAAACAUUUAUGAAUACAAAAUUUGUCUUUUACUUAAUGCCAUUUACACAUUAGUAAAGUAAAUUCUAUCAUGAUUUAUCGUAAAUAUUAUUUUAAGAUUACGUACUUAAAAAUAAAAUGUAAAUAAUAAUACUAAGUAUAGAAUUGCCAUAUUAAUGUUAUUUAUAAGUGCAUUGGUGCUAAGUCUGUGACGUCAUGUUUAUGCGAAUAAAAUAUUUAUGUAAU